Messenger RNA from Hydatigera taeniaeformis, 1029 nucleotides. The record is from the annotation of a GenBank genome assembly. NCBI's taxonomy places the organism in Eukaryota, Metazoa, Platyhelminthes, Cestoda, Cyclophyllidea, Taeniidae.
AUGGGACAGAUGGAGGUUGUGAAGUCAAGUGCUGACUUCAAGAGCUAUCGCUUCACACAAUUGGCGAAUGGACUACGGGCAAUGCUUAUAUCGAGCUUGAAGCCCGGAGAAACGGUAGAUUCAGAUUCUGACUCGGAGAGUGAAGUUUUGGAGCAAUGCGAGGAAGAGGAGGCUGCUUGUCACGACGGCAAUGGGUCUAAGAGCGCCAUGCGGAAGUCUGCUGCUGCAUUGUGCGUCAACGUGGGGUAUUUCACCGAUCCGCUGGAAGCUCAGGGACUAGCUCAUUUUUUGGAGCACAUGGUUUUUAUGGGAAGUGAAAAGUAUCCCCGAGAAAAUGAUUUUGACGACUAUGUUGAACAUCGUGGCGGUAGUUCGAACGCCUGCACAGACGGGGACUAUACAAUGUUCUUCUUUGAUAUUCAGCGUUCUCAUUUUGAAGAAGCUCUUGACAAAUUUGCAAACUUCUUUAUCGCGCCUUUACUUAGUCAGGAUUGUGUCGAUCGCGAGCUUGAAGCCGUGCAUAGUGAAUUUGAACUGUGCAAGGCCGAUGAUACUUGUCGAUUAGACCACCUUUUAUCAUCGUUUGCCAAAGAGGGGUCCCCUUACCGUACUUUUGGUGUUGGCAACAGAACAUCUCUAAGAGAUAAGCCCUCGGCAGCAGGCACAAAUGUUUACGAAUUGCUACGAAAAUUCCAGCUUAAAUACUAUAACGCCCCUCUCAUGACACUGGCCGUGGAGUCUAAAGAUACGUUGGAUCAUCUUGAGUCUAUGGUAAACGAAAUCUUCGGUCCCAUUUCUAACCGAAAUUGUGAGGCACCGGAUCUGUCGGCAUAUGUGAACCCAUUUCCGUCGACAGUGUAUAAGAAGAUGUACAAAGUUUGUCCGGUGAAGGAGACGGUGUCGAUUUCGUUUGUUUGGAGUCUUCCUCCGAUGCAUUCGCAUUACAGGUCGGCGGCGCUGAAAUUUGUUGCGUCGAUUGUUGGUCACGAGGGGAAGGGAAGUCUGGUGGCGUACCUGCGCAAAUUGUAA